Molecule: messenger RNA, 2520 nt
Organism: Penicillium nucicola
Lineage: Eukaryota; Fungi; Ascomycota; Eurotiomycetes; Eurotiales; Aspergillaceae
Exons: 1
Coding region: 1-2520 (839 amino acids)
Source: RefSeq, a predicted model, not a curated record
AUGAGCCAUGAUGUCGCCAUGCUUCAAGCAACAGCCGCAGCAUCGCGGGCAAUGCGUGGAAGUGAUAGGUCUUCGCAAGAUUCAAAGACCCUCUACGACCGUCUGGGUGGUCCUUUAAACGUUGCUGUCCCUCGAAGACGUCCCGGAUCAGGCUUGCGGUAUGCAGAAUACGGGAACCAAGGAAGCUUCCCAGCAUUUGAAACUCCACAUCAAUCCACAGACAAAAGCCGGGGGGCAAGCCAAGCUGUACGGGGCGAGGAUUCUGCUGUUCUUCCGUCGGUCACAGAGUUCAAUGGUCUUGAUGGGCGGAACAGCUCUGUUCCCUCGUCAUAUCGUCGACUGCGCAAAGCCAAGUCCAUGUUCUCGACCAGACAACGAACUUCACAGACCCCGUAUGGAGUGCCACCACUACCAUGUGGUGACCCCUGCGAUCCUGAACGGAGCCCUGGUUUUCACUUGCCCCGAACAAUGAGGCGCACGAUGUCAUUCCUGCACGGAAGUGGUCAGUCACAAAAGGAUCAGGACGCCAAGAUGCAUGAUGAAUCUCUUCGUCUGGCUCGAAGCCAAUUCAAUCUAGAAUCCAAAGACGUUGGGAUCCCGACUCGUCGGUCGUCUUUUUUUCUCAGGCGUAAGAGGGAGCACAGGCCGUUUCGAAAGACCUUCCGUGCCACAAGUGAGGGUGGUACUGACCAAGACACUGGGUCUAGCAGGAAGUCUCGAAAUAUCUCGGGGUCCAUCAAAAGCAAGUUCAAACGGGUGUUUGGUUUUUCAAAGAUGCCAGCACAAUCAGACUUACAGAGCGACACGAAGCAUGGUGAGCCUUUGAAAACAACCCUCGUUGAGAGAACGUCACAGGAUCGCUGUCGUCGUGAAAGUGAAGACACAACGCGCUAUACCGGUCCCAGUCCUUCCCUGGAUAUGCCCCAUACCCCCCGCUGUGAUAGUGUUUACACUGGCAAGUCUCGAGUCACUAGUUGGGCCGACUCCAGCAUGGCAGAAACUGUUACGGCCAGGAAAUCUGGGCAUCGUCAAUCACUCUCCUUCAUCGGAGAAGACGAAGGCUUAGAUCAGAGGAUGUCCACGGACGAUAUGGGACAUUCUGAAAAUCGGUUUUCUUUGGAUAUGAGAACAGGUUUCCGUCAAAUGGGAGUUGUGAACAGCCAUGACCUGUACUCUGCUUUGAUGGAACAGAUGGGUCGGAAUGUCCUACCUAAUCCAAGUGGUGAGAUAAGUUUCGGGUCUGUCCCAGAGCAUUCUGUCAUUCCAGAGCGGACCACUUCUGUGUACUCUCAAUGUGGUAAACACACUAUCCGCCAUGUCCCAAGCGAUGGAUCCUCGGCCUCUCCCAAAUCAUACUCUACAGCACGCGGUGGUGAUCAGCCAAGUCCACGUAGGUAUCAACUCCAUCGAAGCCGGUCUUUUGUUCCCUCUCGGGGCAUGUCUCUCCAUGCGACAAGCCAACAUGUCCCAGACAAAUCUCCGCAUUCACUGUGCGCUCCAGGUGAGGAAUCCGAGGAUGAAAACGGCAGCAUCAUCAUUGAUCGAUUCGGAAUUUCGAGAAGAGAUGUGGUGUCUCCAAGUGUUUAUUCUCGAUCCACCAGUGGGAAUACACCGACAAAUACUGACAACACCGAUUUACUGCCCACGCUAGAUCUGCACGACGAACCUGGUACGGCAACAAUAUUUGCGCCACAGCGAACUGCUUACAGCUCACCCAAGCGUCUUGCUCGCAUCGCCUCUUUUAGGACUCAUGUUAAACCUAGUGCUGAUUGGCAGCAAUGGAUGAGCUCCCAAAUUGACAGAAUUGAGCAGGCAAGCCCCACGAGGGAACAUGUCAGGGAAGAUGCGCAAUUCCAAGAUGAUGACGAGUACUUUACCCAGUUGGCCCAAGCAGUCCCCAAUCCUACACCAGUCUCGACAAGUUUGCUAAACACUCCAACUAGUCAGAGCUAUAUCGAACACAAAUCUUCCCGUGAAGUCAGAGUUCCAUCACAAAACAAUUUCUCCCGUCCUUUCAGUCAGGCUUCCAGCAAGACAACGAUCCUGAAGUUGCAAAACCCGGCACCGGUGGCACAGGAUCAGUCGAGCACCCCAGCCACCUUAUCCAACGAGAACGCAUUGCCAAAUUCUGGUCAAAUCGCUCAGUGUGAGAUGUCGUCCCCAAUUCGGAUUAGGUCCAGCAACAUGCAGCCCCCAGAAUCCCCAACUCCCAAGAGGAUUGCAGCCAAGCGGUCUUGGGCGCAGGAGCAACACCGACGGUACUCCGCUAGACGUCCACUAGCUGCGCAGGAUGGUAAGCCUGGUCAAUUCCGGUCCAUGCGCAACCAACGAGAUGCUCGUGUUGAUGGUGAGAAUAUUAAAUAUCAACAUGAGUUCAAUGACAUGAUGGAAAACUAUCAUCUCCAGGAUAUCCACUCUACCAUCUCAAGCAAGCGCAUGGUGGAGAUGUUUUUGGACAGUCGACGCCAACAAAUGGGUGAACCUUCUGAUAAUAAGACAGCAACCGAAGCUUUCAUUUAA